This is a messenger RNA of Blastomyces gilchristii SLH14081, 2306 nucleotides long. RefSeq names its product 2-hydroxyphytanoyl-CoA lyase. Gene Ontology annotation, biological process: fatty acid alpha-oxidation. Gene Ontology annotation, cellular component: peroxisome. Gene Ontology annotation, molecular function: thiamine pyrophosphate binding; catalytic activity; magnesium ion binding. The transcript has 2 exons. Lineage: Eukaryota; Fungi; Ascomycota; Eurotiomycetes; Onygenales; Ajellomycetaceae. The record is from RefSeq and is a predicted model, not a curated record. Bases 366 to 2180 code for a protein of 604 amino acids.
GCUCUCCUCAAGUCUCUAGCUCUUGCGUCACAAAAUCCCAACCGAACAGCUUUCUCCACCAUUUUGAUCAAGACUCAGCGCCAUCUCGGCCGGUACGAAUAUACUCAUUUUAAUCGUCUCUGUCCUGGAAUUUUCUAUAUUUUCAUCAAAAGCAACAAUAUAGAGAGAGAGAGAGAGGAAGGGAACUGUUCCGUGUUAACUGCCCAAUCAAGCUUAUUUAUGCCGCUCCCCGCUCCCCGGCUCUCACUCAAUCUAACUACCGAAUCUACACAGCUCCUGCUCACCAGAGAAACGACGAAUUGAAAGGAAAACUACGUGCGCAAGGAGUGGAAUUACGGUUUUAGAAGGAAAAGAAAGCAAAAGAAAUGCCACCUCUAACCGGCGCCCAAAUAAUCGCUCGCUCUCUUCACAACUUGGGAGUCACCGUCAUAUUCGGCAUUGUCGGCAUCCCCGUGGUGGAAAUCGCGGAGGAAGCGAUCAAUCUGGGUAUUCGGUUUAUUGCGUUUAGAAACGAACAAGCCUGCAGCUAUGCGGCAAGCGUUUAUGGGUACAUGUCAGGCAAACCUGGAGUGUGCUUGGUUGUGGGUGGGCCGGGAGUUUUGCAUGCCAUGGCUGGGAUCGGAAAUGCCUCUGUAAACACAUUCCCACUACUCGUCCUGGCCGGGUCAGUGGAAUCGCACAUGAUAACUAAGGGAGGUUUUCAAGAAAUGGAUGCCAUCUCACUCCUCACGCCGCACACCAAGCUUUCCGUACGGCCUCCAUCGCUAGAAUCAGUGACCAGUGCGAUUCGGAACGCAUAUAGAACAUGUUGGUAUGGCAGGCCAGGACCCACCUUUAUCGAUCUCCCUGCAGACUUGAUUCAAGGGAAAACUGCCGCGGGAUUUGCAUUGCCGCCGUCCGAGCAUACUCUUGUCCCGCCUCCGCCUAAACCCAGCGGUGAUCCAGCGGUUGUAUCGAAGGUGGCGCAGUUAUUACAAGCAGCACGUGCACCGCUCAUCGUUAUUGGGAAGGGUUCAGCAUAUGCACGAGCGGAGUCUUGUAUCCGCGAGUUUGUAGAGAGGACGGGGAUACCCUUCCUACCAACCCCGAUGGGUAAGGGAAUGAUACCUGAUUCGCAUCCACUUAACACAUCGAGCGCACGAAGCACAGCAUUGAAACAUGCAGAUGUCGUUCUUCUCUUCGGUGCCCGGCUGAAUUGGAUUCUCCAUUUUGGAGAAACACCCCGCUGGUCCCGCUCCGUCAAGCUUAUCCAGGUGGAUAGUAACGCGCAGGAGAUCGGACACAAUGCUGGAGAUGCGGAGCUGGGGAUAGUUGGUGACAUCAACUUGGUAGUUCAGCAGCUUCUCUCGGCUCUGUCCGGUUGGCAGUAUAAGCCUGCAUCCGCUACAUCGCCAAAUUCAUACCCAUCCCUCCUCGCCGCCUCUGCUACGAAAAACGAAAAUGCUGCACAACAAAAGGCCCUUCAACCUACUAAACCCAACGAAUUCUUAACCAUCCAACGUGCCUAUCACAUUAUUAAGACUACUCUAAACUCCCUCUCGCCGCCGGAACAGGGCGACAUCGUCUAUGUCUCCGAAGGCGCUAACACAAUGGACAUCUCACGCUCCUCUUUCCCGCUGGAACACCCGCGGCAACGCCUUGAUGCGGGAACAUAUGCUACGAUGGGAGUCGGGUUAGGCUACAUCGUCGCCGCGCACGCAGCGUACAAUAUCCCAUCAUCACCAGCCAGCACUAAUGCACCGAAACCAAAGAAGAUCGUGGCACUGGAAGGCGAUAGUGCGUUCGGGUUCAGUGCGAUGGAAGUCGAAACUCUUGCGCGCCACCGUAUUCCCGCGCUAAUCUUCGUCAUGAACAAUUCGGGCAUUUACCAUGGCGACACGAAGACAGAGGACGAGUGGAAGUCUCUACAGAAUGAGACCGUCAAUGAGGCCAAUGCGAAGAACGGGCUGCGAUCGACGAGUCUGCUCUAUGAAACGCGCUACGAACAUCUUGCGGCGAUGUGCGGCGGGCGGGGAUACUUUGUGCGGACAGAGGAGGAGCUGGAGAAGGCGACAAGGGAAGGGUUUUUGGAGGAUGAGAAGGUUACGAUUGUCAAUGUGAUUGUGGAGCCAGGGAUUGGGCAGUCGAUACAGUUUGGGUGGCAGGCGACCCAGGAGAAGGGGACUCCGGCAAAACUGUGAGGGUUGUUACUCCGUUACUUACCAUGUAUUGUUUGAGUUGCUAGUUAAUGUGUGGGUGGGUGGGUUCAUGUAAUUAUGAUCUAUGCCAGUGUCAUACUGAAUAAAUUCCUCUCUAUAUUAACCAUG